AUGACAACGAUCCUGGAGAGAUCCGAAAUUGAAGAACGAAUCUGUAGAGGUCAAGCGAUUGUGAUCUACGAUGGAAAUGUGCUGAGGCUCGACAAAUGGAUCAAGUACCAUCCAGGGGGCGAUAAAGCUAUUCAUCAUAUGAUAGGCAGGGAUGCUACUGAUGAGAUGAAGGCUUACCAUUGCGAUGAAACGGUUUCAACAUUUUUGAAAUGGAGAAUUGGCAGGGUAUCUGGAAGAUGGCAUAAUUUCUUACCUCCGAUACAGGGUGGUGUGUUCAAGAGCAGAGAGGACCAGGAAGGCUCAGGCCCUUCUUGUGAGCCUGAAAGCGAGUGGCGAGACGUUGAUACAAGUGACGCUUUCCAAGACAUUAGUAAAACGAAGCGAAUGUGCGGUGAGCCAGAUGUCAAGAUAUAUCCGAAAAUUCCACAGGGCGUAGUGCCAACACUAGAUCUGAAGCUUGCCUUCGAGAAAAAAGUCGUUACAGAUCCUCAAGAUAUUACGGAGAACUACGACAAUGAGCAGGUCAAGCACGAUUUGUUAACGCUCCCAAGCCUCGAUGCCGAGACACAAGACUGGCUGUCCCAAGAGUAUAAUGAGAUGCAUCAAGAAGUUAUUCAAGCAGGCCUCUACAAAUGCAAUUAUUUCAGGUACGCCAAGGAGCUCUUGAGAAUUGGAGCUCUUUUUGGUUUAUCUUACUUCCUUCUGUUUCACAAAAACCAGAAAUUUUGGAGCGCCGUAUCCAUGGGUGCUGCAUGGCAGCAGCUUGUCUUCAUCGCCCACGACGCUGGGCACAUUGGAAUUACCCAUAACUAUCAGGCUGAUAAUAUUAUUGGUAUGGUGAUCGCGUCCUGGAUCGGUGGUCUUUCGCUUGGAUGGUGGAAGCGUAAUCACAACGUCCACCACCUUGUAACAAACGAUCCUAUACAUGACCCCGACAUUCAGCACUUACCUUUCUUUGCUGUUAGCACAAGGCUGUUCAAUAACAUCUAUUCAACCUACUACGAAAGGUUCUUGUGGUUUGACAAAUUUGCUCAAAAGGUUAUUCCUCUUCAAAGGUUUUUAUAUUAUCCUAUACUUGCGUUCGGGAGGUUUAACUUAUACCGUCUGAGCUGGAUGCAUGUACUGCUGGGCCAAGGGCCCCGUCGCGGGAAAGCUGCUUGGUUUCGCUACUUUGAACUAGCUGGUCUCAUUUUUUUCAACUAUUGGUUUUUCUACCUAAUUGUAAUAUGCAGGCUUCAUACCGGCUGGGAAAGGUUUCAAUACAUCAUGGUCUCGCAUAUCACUACUAUGCUUGUUCACGUUCAAAUCACUCUAUCACAUUUUGCCAUGUCAACAUCAGACCUUGGCGUAGCUGAGGGCUUCCCAAUGCGUCAAUUAAGGACAUCAAUGGAUGUUGAUUGCCCACGCUGGCUUGACUUUUUGCAUGGCGGGCUACAAUUUCAAGUGGUGCAUCAUUUAUUCCCUCGACUUCCUCGCCAUAACUUGAGAGACGCUCAACCCUUUGUAAUCAAGUUCUGCGAAAAAGUCGGGCUCACUUACUCCAUUUAUGGGUUUAAGAAGGGCAACGGCGUUGUGCUAGGAAGGCUAGAGGAGAUCGCGCAACAGGCUAAGACCAUGCUCAAAUGCGCCCAAACAAUGGAACAAGAAGCUAAUUCCCGGCCCAAGCCUAAUAUUAGUGCCCCAAUAGAUCAUACGUGCAGCAGCAAGCGGCACAAACUUGCAUAA
Lachancea thermotolerans CBS 6340 is the source of this 1725-nucleotide messenger RNA. RefSeq names its product fatty acid desaturase. The transcript has a single exon. Gene Ontology annotation, cellular component: membrane. The record is from RefSeq and is a predicted model, not a curated record. Lineage: Eukaryota; Fungi; Ascomycota; Saccharomycetes; Saccharomycetales; Saccharomycetaceae. Bases 1 to 1725 code for a protein of 574 amino acids. Gene Ontology annotation, molecular function: oxidoreductase activity, acting on paired donors, with oxidation of a pair of donors resulting in the reduction of molecular oxygen to two molecules of water. Gene Ontology annotation, biological process: lipid metabolic process.